CGAUUAGCAAUAAAACUUACUGAAAAUGAUAAAAACAUUUUUUGUUUUGUGCAUUUUAAUUAUGAUUGAAAAUAUAAGCGCAUUUGUUACAAAAGAUGUGUCGCCAGCGUCCACUCGGCCAAAUAUCCUGGAAUCAUUCCAAGUGAAUAUUGAUCAGCUUAGGGAAUGCGUAGAUCAAAGUUUGGCUCGGGCGGCGAGCGAGGUCAACGAGAAGCAGUUGGAGCCAAUCCUGAGUGUCAUCGGGGAUCAACUCAAUAGGAUUUCUAAAGCGUUUACCGACUUAACAGCGCCAAAUUUACCACAAUGAAGAAUGUAAAUUUAAAUUAAAAUGAUAUUUUUAUUCAAUGUUAAUAAAUAAAUACAU
This is a messenger RNA of Papilio xuthus (Asian swallowtail), 364 nucleotides long. RefSeq lists its product as uncharacterized. NCBI's taxonomy places the organism in Eukaryota, Metazoa, Arthropoda, Insecta, Lepidoptera, Papilionidae. The record is from RefSeq and is a predicted model, not a curated record. The transcript is spliced from 3 exons. Bases 26 to 307 code for a protein of 93 amino acids.